GCGCCUCUGGGCCUGGCCCGGGCUGGCGGCGAAGCGGCCGCGCUGGGGGCGGCGGGGGCGGGGGCCACGGCCCGCCCACGCCAUGGCGGCGGAGAGACGGCCGGGCGCGGGCCGAGGCGCCGAGGGCAUCAAGUUGUCAGCAGAGGUCAAACCAUUUGUCCCAAAGCAUGCGGCGGUAACUGUGGCAUGGUCAGAACCAUCAGAGGCAUGUGUUUUUCCUAGGUACUUAACUACAUGCUACCCAUUUGUUCAGGAACCAUCUUUGGAUAAGCAACAUGUAUAUGCUGAAGAUUUGCCCCAGGAUGACUUUUCAUCUCUUUCUCAAUGUGCAUCACGUAGUGUUUUGGGAGACCCUGCCUUCCGUGAAUACUCCAGCUGCUCUUACUCAUCUGAUGUUGUUGCAAAUGUAUAUCCAGUAGCUGGCUCACAAUAUCAUUCUAACAACUCAACACAAAAUAAUGGUUCAGGAAUAGUCAGUGAAUCUGCUGAGCAAACAUAUCCGAUCAGACGAGAAAGUAAGACUGUUUCAAAGCAGAGGAGAUCAAAAGAGAGUGAGAAAAAAUUAGACAAGAAAAGGCAGGAUGGAGAUGACGCUUCUGUCAGAAUUGUGAACAGGACUUCAUUCCAGACCUCCACAUGCAGCAGAGAUUCCAUGAAGCCAGACAGGUUCAAUAAAACUACAAACGAGAAGUCAACUCAAAGUCCAAAACCAGAGUCUCUUCCUGCACCUGUGUGUGAAGCUACCGUUCUGGAUUUCCACAAGUCACAGAGUCUGGGACGCAGUGACAUACUGAAUGGGCAGCAUAAAAGUGGAGCAGUAUGUUCAGCAGAAAGUAAUAUUACAUGCCUUAGUCAACCACAGGUGUCUCUUUUGUUGAACACAGAGGAAGAUACUUCUGUGGAAAUCAAAGCUUCAUCAAAAACUUCGGAUGAAACACUAGCCAACUUAAUUCACUCUUCAUUUGAUGGUAGAGCAGCAUUGCCUGAAACACCUGUAGAUGGCUCUGCUCAGCCACCUGUGUCUUGGGCCAUGGUACUUUCACAGCCCCCAAAGAAAAUUGUGUCAUCACCAGCAUCUGAAGGUCUUUCCAGAGGCAAAGCAAAGCAGGAUAGUGAAGCAAAGCAGUCAGAAACAAAAAAUGAUGCUAGUGAAACUGAGCCUGAAGAAGGGUCAGAAAAGAAGAAAAAGAAGAAGAAGAAGAAGAAAAAAACAAAGUCACCUACUGAUGUAGAGAAACCUCAAAAUGAAUCUACUACUAUACAGGAACCACCAAGGAUUGAGGAUGCUGAGGAGUUUCCUGAUUUGGCAGCUGCUUCUGAUAGGAGAAACAGGCUAGGAUCUCAGAAGUUGUCUACUCUUGUCAGAAAGCAGUCUGAAUUUCAUGUCCCUGAUGAGCCUUGGUAUGGUUUGUCUCCCGUGCUGGAUGGAACUCCCAAGGUGGAUGGACUGUCAGGGAAGCAAGGUUCAUCUUCUAUAUUAGAAAGAAAGAAAACACAGGAAACAUCCAGAAGCAGUGGUAAGAAGAGUCAGAUUCCUGUGCAACUGGAUUUGGGUGGCAUGCUGGCAGUCUUGGAGCAGAAGCAACAAACAGAGAAGUCAAAGCAGUCUUCUAAACCUGUGGUGUUUUCAGUUGGUGGUGCCAUACCAUUGCUUUCUAAAGAACCUGCUACAGCCACAAAAAGUCACCGUUUAAACCAGGGAAAGAUGCCUCAUAACCCUUUGGAUUCCAGCGCUCCAUUGGUAAAGAAAGGGAAACAGAGAGAAGUCCCUAAAGCAAAGAGACCAACACCUCUUAAAAAGAUUAUUCUGAAAGAAAGAGAACAACGAAAACAGCAGCACCUGUUAGAACAGACAGCAGUACCAAAAGAUGGAGAUAAUAUUUGUAAGUCUGCAGAAAAUGUUGCUGAGGAUAAAACGCUUCUACAGGAUAGUCAAGCAGCAGUUCCUGUAACGCAAGUUGCUGAAGUGCUUCUGGAGAGCACCGGGGUCAAGGAUUCCACAGAAGGUUCUAUGACUUCAAAGCAGCUAACUUCUCGUCUUCCAAAAAUCCAUAGUAGGAAUUUUAGAGAUUACUGCAGCCAGGUACUUAGUAAAGAAGUUGACAGUUGUGUGACAGAUCUCUUAAAAGAGCUGGUUCGUUUCCAAGAUCGCUUGUAUCAGAAAGACCCAGUAAAGGCCAAGAUAAAACGCAGGCUUGUUAUGGGUCUUAGAGAAGUUUUGAAACAUCUGAAGCUGAAAAAACUGAAGUGUGUCAUCAUCUCUCCUAACUGUGAAAAGAUUCAGUCAAAGGGUGGGUUGGAUGAGACUCUACACAACAUUAUCGACUGUGCCUGUGAACAGAAUAUCCCAUUUGUUUUUGCCCUUAAUCGCAAGGCUCUAGGCCGCUGUGUGAACAAAGCAGUGCCUGUGAGUGUGGUGGGGAUUUUUAGCUAUGAUGGGGCUCAGGACCAUUUUCAUAGAAUGGUACAAUUGACAACAGAGGCCAGGAAAGCCUACAAAGAUAUGAUAGCAGCUUUAGAGAAAGAAGCUGAAGGAGGACUAAAAGAAACCCAACCCAGCAUCUCAGCCACAGAAUAUGAAAAAAACAGUUUAUCAGAAAUGGGUAAAACAUCUUCCAAGGACUCUGAUGAGGAUGUACCUAAUUAUAUUAAAAUCUGGAAGAGAAAACUUGAAGAAGAGUAUAACCCAUAUGCACUGGAACUGGAAGAGAGUGCAACUACUGACGUGAUAGUGAAUUCAGAAGAGCAUCAGUAAAUCCAGAUCCAAUUUGAUUGGGCAUUUCAUUUUUUUUUUUUUUUCCAGAUCUUUAGGAAUAGGAUAGUAAAGUAAAUUUAAGGUUUUAAAUUUAAGAAGUAUCUGAACUCAGCCAAGUAAACUGCUCUGAAUCACUUUAAGCAAAAUGCACGCUGGAGCACAGGAGGCACUGGCUAAUGCUUUUACUUUCUAUGUAUUUGGAUGUACUAUAGCAGAUGAGAACAACAAAUUGUCUGAGCCAUUUGAACUGGCUUGGUUUAGUGGUCAAAAAACCCCACAAACUUCAGUGGUUUUAUGGACUAGUGUUGAUUUGUUAGUGAUACAGUAUACCAAAAGAACUUGCUAGAAAGAUGGUUCUAUUUGCAAAAAGAUACCAUGAGCCAAAAGAUUGGGGCUUGGUUUUUUUUUUUUUUCAAACUCUCGUUUAAAGAACUUCACAUGGUUUUUGAUUGUGGGUUUGGUUUGUUUUUUUUUCUUCUGAAUAAACCUGCUCAGAUGGGCAGGCUGGCAUCAAUGUCACUUUCUUUUGGGCAGGCAGCUGGUUUGAAACUAAUUAAGGAAGGCCAUGAUGACAUAGUUCCCAGUUAGCUCUUCUGUGUGGUAUUCUGUUCUUCUGGGAUCAUACAGCAGGUGUAAAGCAGAGAGCAUGGACUACAAACAUCUGAAAUUCCUGAAGUGAAAAUGCUCUGUUUAUGGGAUUUCUAACAUUAAUUAAGUGUACAGGGAUGAUGUUUCUGCUGCUACUGAGACUAGUUUAUUGUAGGUCCUGCUUUGAAGGUAGAGGGUACGAAGGACAGCAAAUGUACCAGCCUGCUAUCCUGUCUGUACCUUUUCCAGGCUGACACGCUCUUCAUUCCUUCAGUUUGGGGUUGUGUCAGCAUACAUAUAAAUGAAAGAGGUUUUGAUCAAUCUCAGUUUGUUUUUAAGGUAGGGAAAAUUUUUACCUUACAGGAAAUAAAAUUUUAAAAACAAAAUGUGCACAUAAUGGUGGUGGAGCACCUUAGUGGGAAUGUCCUAUAUAAAUACCAUUGUUUACAAGUUGCAGACCCAAGAGGACAAAUGCAAAGAAAGUCAUUGGAGUAUGCACGUGUAACUUAUGUCAGCUGUUCUGAAAGGUGGUAUAGAUGCCAUGUGCUGCUGCCAGCAUCUCUGAAGUGUGCCUGUAAGUGCUUCAUCACAUUGAACGUUUAUAGUGCAAUAUUUUGGAAAGUAGCUGCCUUGUGAAGUUAGACAUGAUAUAAAAACUUUAAAUAAUUCUAAACUUCAAACAAUUUUGUAGAAUGUAAAUUGUAUAAAAUCUGUUAACAAUAUAUUGAUUCUAUAAAAGUAUGGUUGUGACUUAAGUAAA
Molecule: messenger RNA, 4103 nt
Organism: Falco peregrinus (peregrine falcon)
Lineage: Eukaryota; Metazoa; Chordata; Aves; Falconiformes; Falconidae
Gene: SECISBP2
Product: SECIS binding protein 2
Exons: 18
Coding region: 83-2755 (890 amino acids)
Biological process (GO): selenocysteine incorporation
Cellular component (GO): ribonucleoprotein complex
Molecular function (GO): ribonucleoprotein complex binding; mRNA 3'-UTR binding; selenocysteine insertion sequence binding
Source: RefSeq, a predicted model, not a curated record